Messenger RNA from Catharus ustulatus (Swainson's thrush), 3389 nucleotides. It is a transcript of the gene COP1, whose product is annotated as COP1 E3 ubiquitin ligase. Gene Ontology annotation, molecular function: protein binding; ubiquitin protein ligase activity. The transcript has 20 exons. The coding region runs from base 218 to 2323 and encodes 701 amino acids. Gene Ontology annotation, biological process: proteasome-mediated ubiquitin-dependent protein catabolic process. NCBI's taxonomy places the organism in Eukaryota, Metazoa, Chordata, Aves, Passeriformes, Turdidae. The record is from RefSeq and is a predicted model, not a curated record.
GCGCUGUUCGCCUGUCAAUAAAGCUUGAACAAGCGCCGCGCCGGAGCUGCCGUUUUGGUUGUUUUUUUUGUUUUUUUUUUUACUCUGUGGGUUUUUUAAUUUUUCUUUUUUUUUUUCCUUUUUCCUUCCCCAUUUUUUUCUUUGAAGGAACUUUAUUUUCCCCCGCGCGUACGGGGAUGCGCUGAGGCCUCUCCGCCCGGCCCGGCCCGGCCUCGGCAUGUCGGGCAGCCGCCCGCCGCACCCCACCGUGCCGCCCGCCGCCACACCGGCUUCUUCUUCCUCAUCAUCCUCCUCCUCCUCGGCGGCCAUGGCCCCCGGCUCGUCCUCCUCGGGCGGCGCAGCCGCGCGGCCCGUGCUGGUGGCGGCCGCCGUGUCGGGGUCGGGCGCGGGGCUGGCCCGGCUGACGGCGGGGGCGGCGCGGCCCGGCGGCUCCUCCACGGCGCCGGGGGGCGGCGGCAGGAAGAGGCCGCUGCUCACUCCGCUCUGCAACGGGCUCAUUAACUCCUACGAGGACAAGAGCAACGACUUCGUGUGCCCCAUCUGUUUUGACAUGAUUGAAGAAGCCUACAUGACGAAAUGUGGACACAGCUUCUGCUAUAAAUGUAUUCACCAGAGCCUGGAGGACAAUAACAGAUGUCCCAAAUGCAACUAUGUUGUGGACAACAUAGAUCAUCUUUAUCCCAACUUCUUAGUUAAUGAAUUAAUUCUUAAACAGAAGCAAAGAUCUGAGGAGAAAAGACUCAAACUGGACCAUUCAGUGAGUAGCACCAAUGGCCACAGGUGGCAAAUAAUUCAAGAUUUGUUGGGAACUGAUCAAGACAAUCUUGACUUAGCCAAUGUCAACCUUAUGCUGGAGCUACUGGUGCAAAAGAAGAAGCAGCUGGAAGCAGAGUCUCAUGCUGCCCAAUUGCAGAUCCUUAUGGAAUUUCUUAAAGUUGCCAGGAGAAACAAACGAGAGCAAUUGGAGCAGAUCCAGAAGGAGCUAAGUGUUCUGGAAGAAGAUAUUAAACGAGUAGAGGAGAUGAGUGGCCUGUACUCCCCAGUCAGUGAGGACAGCACAGUGCCACAGUUUGAGGCUCCUUCACCUUCACACAGUAGUAUUAUUGACUCCACUGAGUACAGCCAGCCUCCAGGCUUCAGUGGCACUUCUCAGACCAAAAAACAACCAUGGUAUAACAGCACGCUCGCCUCACGACGCAAGCGCCUCACAGCUCAUUUUGAGGACCUAGAGCAAUGCUAUUUUUCUACCAGGAUGACUCGUGUCUCAGAUGACAGCAGAACCACCAACCAACUGGAUGAGUUUCAGGAGUGUCUAUCCAAGUUCACGCGCUACAAUUCUGUCCGACCGCUGGCAACGCUGUCUUACGCUAGUGACCUCUACAAUGGUUCCAGCAUAGUAUCCAGUAUUGAGUUCGACAGAGACUGUGACUACUUUGCCAUUGCUGGAGUGACAAAGAAGAUUAAAGUCUACGAGUAUGGUACAGUCAUUCAGGAUGCAGUGGAUAUUCACUACCCUGAGAAUGAAAUGACCUGUAAUUCCAAAAUCAGCUGUAUCAGCUGGAGUAGUUACCACAAGAACCUGCUUGCCAGCAGUGACUAUGAAGGUACCGUCAUCCUUUGGGAUGGAUUCACGGGACAAAGAUCCAAGGUCUACCAGGAGCAUGAGAAAAGGUGCUGGAGUGUGGACUUCAAUUUGAUGGACCCUAAGCUUUUGGCUUCAGGCUCUGAUGAUGCCAAAGUGAAACUGUGGUCUACCAACUUGGACAACUCAGUUGCAAGCAUUGAGGCCAAGGCUAACGUGUGUUGUGUCAAAUUCAGCCCAUCUUCUAGGUAUCACCUAGCUUUUGGCUGCGCAGAUCAUUGUGUUCACUACUAUGACCUUCGCAACACUAAGCAGCCCAUCAUGGUAUUCAAAGGGCAUCGCAAGGCAGUCUCCUAUGCAAAAUUUGUGAGCGGGGAAGAAAUCGUCUCUGCGUCAACAGACAGUCAGCUGAAGCUGUGGAAUGUAGGCAAACCUCACUGCUUGCGCUCCUUCAAGGGUCACAUCAACGAGAAGAACUUUGUAGGGCUUGCAUCCAACGGAGACUACAUUGCCUGUGGAAGUGAAAAUAAUUCCCUUUACUUAUACUAUAAGGGCCUCUCAAAGACACUGCUGACGUUCAAGUUUGAUACAGUCAAAAGUGUCCUGGACAAGGACCGGAAAGAAGAUGACACAAAUGAGUUUGUGAGCGCGGUGUGCUGGAGGGCACUUCCGGAUGGGGAGUCCAACGUGCUUAUUGCUGCUAACAGUCAGGGUACAAUUAAGGUACUGGAGCUGGUAUGAAGGGUUUUCUCUCAAGGCAUGAGGUACUUGGUCCUGCUGAUAUGCUACAGUAUUCAUCUGGGAAUCACAGUGGGACAAGAAACCAAAACCACCUUGAUGUUCCUCCCCAAAAUGAUCAUGUUUGGGUUUUUUUCCAUUUAUGGACUUUCUAGGACAUUUUGAGACACUGGUAACAUCAGUGAACUGUCUACCAUCAACAUUAACUCCACAGAUUUUGCUGGUGGUGGUGGUAUGGUUGUCUAAUUUUUAUGAUAGGAAAACAAAUUCUUUUAAAUAAAAACGAAAAGGAAUAAUAAAAUUUAUUGAGCCACAAGUUGAAGCUGGAAGAUUGUCUUGUUGAAUAAGAGAACAGAUUUACUUGUGAAGGGAGCUUAGUUGAACAUCUCCAGUUACUUUCAUCUGGACUCUUCUUCAUCCCCACUGGAAAAAGAAAGUCACUAAGCCUUACCUGGACAUGCAAGCAAAUUCACUUUGAAAUCCCAUCAUUGUACAGUUCUGUUGUUCCUUUGAUUUAUUAAUUAUUUUUUAGCUACAUGAGUUGAAAAAUGUCACCAAGGUUGACACCACUGGAGACUGAAAUCCUCUAGUCAUCAAGAAGAGAAGGACACCCACCCCUUCCUCCUCUCCUUAGACCGCUUCCUUGCCCCAAAAGGGCAGUUCCAAAGGAGAGGAUUAAGUUGUCCUUCUGUCCAUGUGGGCCACUUGCCACCGGCAACAUGCUGAGAUGAGGGGCCUGCAAUUCCUGGGACCUGGACUGACCUUGCCAAGACAUCGUGGGAUAAAGAUCUGCCUUCCACUGACCUGGCUGUGUUUUACUAUCUCAGCUAGACAAGGAAGCAUCUCCAUCGAGUUACCAAAGCCCUGCACCACUCAAUUGCCUGUGUGGUCUGGUUGUGUUUGCCCCUCUCUGCACACCAUGAAGUCAAGCAUUUUGAAUGUUGUAAUAAGAGAGGGGAUGGAGUUGGUUUGUAACGUGUUUCAGAGCCAUGAUAUAAGUAGCCUUAUUUUUAAUGAUCAUGCAUACACUUAAUUGUACAUACGGAGGGGGAAUAAACCAUGAAGCUGA